This is a messenger RNA of Pleurotus ostreatus (oyster mushroom), 327 nucleotides long. RefSeq lists its product as uncharacterized. The record is from RefSeq and is a predicted model, not a curated record. Gene Ontology annotation, cellular component: cytosol. The transcript is spliced from 3 exons. The coding region runs from base 1 to 327 and encodes 108 amino acids. Lineage: Eukaryota; Fungi; Basidiomycota; Agaricomycetes; Agaricales; Pleurotaceae.
AUGUGUGAUAUUUCGCUGACAUUACGAAUAGAUUUCUGCUUGAUUCCAAUAGGAACUGGCGAGCCAUCAGUUGCAGAGUACAUUGCUGAAUGUCACCGCGUGCUCGAGAAAUCGGGCCUGAAGUUUCAGGUACUUCAGGGACCGUGGUCACAGGUCAUGCAAGCGAUAAGAGAUUGCCAUGCAGCUGUUCAUGUGAAGGGAGCGCCUCGCGUUGCUACAGACAUUCGCAUUGGCACUCGUGUCGACAAAGAACUCGUGCCUGGUCAUGGUAACGAGGAUAAGCUCAAGCGCGUCCAGCAGAUCCUUGCUUUCGAUAACAAAGAGUAG